This is a messenger RNA of Vitis riparia (riverbank grape), 621 nucleotides long. RefSeq lists its product as uncharacterized. Lineage: Eukaryota; Viridiplantae; Streptophyta; Magnoliopsida; Vitales; Vitaceae. Gene Ontology annotation, molecular function: RNA-DNA hybrid ribonuclease activity; nucleic acid binding. The record is from RefSeq and is a predicted model, not a curated record. The coding region runs from base 1 to 621 and encodes 206 amino acids. The transcript has a single exon.
AUGUACUUCGAUGGUGCAACCAAUCAGUCAGGGUACGAGAUAGGUGUUCUAUUGGUAUCUCCUCAGGGUGAUCAUAUUCCAAGGUCCAUUCAUUUGACAUUCUUUGAUCGACAUCCAAUCACGAAUAAUAUAGUUGAGUAUGAAGCUUAUAUCCUUGGUUUAGACACCUCAUUGGAGCUUGGCAUUAGACAGAUGGAGGUAUUUGGUGACUCUAAUUCGAUACUCAGACAAAUUCAGGGAGAUUGGAAAACUAGGGAUGCAAAGCUUAGGUCGUAUCACGCUUAUUUAGAGUUACUGGUUGGGAGAUUUGAUGACUUGAGAUAUGUUCAUCUGCCUAGAGCGAAGAACCAGUUUGUUGACGCCUUAGCUAUAAUAGCAUAUUCUGUAGACAUUCCGAUUGAUGUGGUUGUACGUCCAUUGCUGAUUGAGUUGAGGUCUACACCCGCUUACUAUUGUCUGAUUGGAGACACAGAGGUCCAAGAUGAUCUACCUUGGUAUCAUGACAUUUAUCAGUUUUUCAGAUCUGGCACAUACCCUGAGGUAGCCACGACCAAGGAUCGGAGAGCAUUGAGGCAGUUAGCCACUAGAUUUGUGAUUUGUGGAUAUACCUUAUAUAGGUGA